GAGACGGAAUCCGCCUUAGCGACCGCCCAGUCGCUGCUGGCACAGACGAAUCGCCUGGUCGAUUCAAAGCUCCGCACGGCCGAGAAGACGAACGAGCUGCUAGUGGCCGAGCUGAAGGGCAUGCAAGAGCGUGGAAAGUUGGCCCAGGAGAAGCUGGACGAAGUCCGGCGAAGCCUCAAGGAAACACAGGUACGAAUGGCCGCUGACGCCUUAAUGAAGGAGGUGUCAGACAAAGUGGCCUUCGCGGAAGACGAGCUCCAGAAAAUGGCCGAAGCGGAGCUGCCCUUCCUCCGAAAUGACAAAGACCAGGAUCAGGAUGCACUGUUCCUGGAGGCAGACAAGGUGGCUGUGCAGGUCCACUCGGCGCUUGCCGAGGCCCAGAGCUUCGUGGCCCGGAAGCUGGUGGAGGUGGCAAAGUUCUCCGAUGCUCCGGGGCAGACAGUCAGAGAGGAGGUCGACAUGCUGCAGAAGAGGCUCGAGGAGGGCCGCGACCGUCUGCAGCAGUUCAGGACGAGCAUCGCAGAGAGAAAGCGGUCGCACUUGCUGGAGGAGGUCGAGCAGAAAGUCUUGAAAGCAGAGGAGGAG
This is a messenger RNA of Symbiodinium necroappetens, 585 nucleotides long. Lineage: Eukaryota; Dinophyceae; Suessiales; Symbiodiniaceae. The record is from the annotation of a GenBank genome assembly.